AGUGAUGAAGAGGAGGAGCAGCUGGUCUCGGUUCAGUCUGUCGCAACUUUUUCCUCUCUUUUGUUUCUCAGAUUCUGAUGGACCCUCGGCAGCUCACCGAACCGGGCCAAAGCGGGUCAAAGGCGGGAUAGGAGUGGGUCCGACUGGGAUCAGCGCGGUGCGGUUUUCCGCUGUGAAUCUGAACUCUGUUUGGAUCAGAACCGGAUCAUGAAUCGGUAGGACUGACUUCUCGGAACUUUUUCUGCCGUCUCCAUGGAGAUGACGGAUAUUCCCGCCAUCUAAGCAGUUGAUCACGUGCUGAUCAGGGAUCGAUAGCCUCAUUGAUCGUAUUGAUCGGGAUGGGCGCGCUCCCGUUGCUUUUGCUCGUGCUCUGGAUUUGCGAGCACGCCAGCAGCACGUUCCCGAUGCGCGCCUCCUACAGCCUGUACGCCGACGCGCACGCGCACGGAGCCCGCGCAGCCAGCAGACACAGGAACUGGUGCGCGUUCGUCCUCACGAAGACGGUGAGUUGCGUGGUGGAGGACGGCGUGGAGACCUACGUGAAGCCCGACUACCACCCGUGCAGCUGGGGCAGUGCCCAGUGCAGCCGGGUUGUGGUCUACCGGACCUACAUGAGGCCCCGCUACAAAGUGGCCUACAAAACCGUGACGGAGAUGGAGUGGAAGUGUUGCCAUGGUUACAGCGGAGAGGACUGCAGCGUCGGUCCGACUGGCAGAGCAGGAAGUCACACGUCCAACGGAGCGUGGACAGGAAGUGGUUCUGGAACCAGACAAAAUGGAGGACUACAGGACCGGGAGGAAAUCAGAAAGUUGGAGGAAAAGAUCCAGAGGCUGACAGAGAAGCUUCAGGAUUUCCAGUCCACCAUGAAUGAACACCUCCACCACGAACCUGUCAGACCCGGAAAAAACCCGGCAGACGCUGCGCCGCCUGAAAUCAAAGAGACGAUCCACAGCAUUCAGACCAAACUGGACCAGCUGGACAACCGAACCAAGGCUCAUGAUAAAACUCUGGUGACCAUUAACAACCACCUGGUGAACGGGAAGGGCAACGAUCUGGAUGGAGACGUUUCCCCUGGAGGACUGAGCAGAGAGCAGCUGAGCUCCCUGAAGGAGAGCAUCCUGAAGGAGCUGGAGCGCAGAGUGCUGCUGUCCUGCUCCUCCUGUCAGGCCGGCGUGGAGGACCUGCGGCGCCAGCAGCAACAGGACCAGGAGAGAAUCCGCGCUCUGGAGAAGCAGCUGAAUGACGCCGACGUUCGCCACCGACAGGACGCCGAAAAGCUUCGACUGGAGCUGCAGCAUUCCCAGAGAUGCUGCACCACCAUCAACGACCUGCAAAACCGCAUAACCGACGCCGAAAACAAGAUCAGCUCAGUCUCAGAGAACUUCAACGUCCUGCUGGACCGCCUGAGGCCCGGCAGCGACGGAGGAGAGUCCCAGGGAGGGGGAGGAGCCAGUGGAGGAGAAGAAGCUACUGCAGGGGGAGGAGCUACAGGCGGGGCAAUUGGAGGGGGAGGAGUUAGUGGAGGAGGUAGGGCUAGUGGAGGAGGCGAUGGUUUGACCGAUGUUCGGUUGAAUCUCCUGAAGGACUUGGAACUCCGCAUCAACAGCAGUGUUCUGCAGGUCUGCUCUCACCUGGAGGCCGACCUGAGGGAGUUUGUCCAGAGAGAGCUGGACGACCUGCGGACGGCGUUCUCACACCGCUUCGACGACCGCACCUUCAGGAUCGAAGACGUGGAGCUGGAGGUGGAACAGCUGCAGAGCAACCUGCUGGAGCAGGACAGGAGAAUGUCAGCGCUGGAGAACCAAACGGCCGAGACGAGGAGGAGGAUGGAGGAGUGCCACUGCACAGGUGGGGGAGGGGCUUCUGGAACAGGUGGAGGUGAAGGAGAAGAAAGAGGCGGAGACACUGGGGAAGGUAUCAAUGGAUCACAUGGAGGUGGAGCAGGAAGCGCUGGAUCAGGUGGAGGAACAGGUGGAGGUUUAUCUGGCGGGAGAGAAAACACGACCAAGAAAUCUCUGGAGUGGAGAGUUGUGGCCAAUGAGGGUCAGAUUCGACACUUCAACACUCGACUGAAGGACCUGUCGGUGUCUGGAGACUCCCUGCAUGACCGGGUUCUGGACUUGAGCCAUGACGUUCGGGCGAUCAAGUCGCUGACCGGUGACAACGGUGAGAACUUCAACCGCAUCGUGAUGGAGGUGGAGAUGUUGGGCCAGGACUGUGAGCUGUGCAGCCGCGUGGAGGCGGAGCUGCAGAACCUCCGGAAUCGGUCCCAGGACCUGAGUGCCAUGCAGGAGGCGCUGCAGAACCUGGAGAAUCGCGUCGGUUCCAUCCAGACCCGGCUGGACUUGGACGGCGGCGGCUGCAGCUGGGUCUGCUCGCCGCUGCAGGAUGAGGUCCGCUCGCUGCGAGACGAGGUCCGGAGAUGCUCGGAGCGCUGCAGUCCCGGUCCCGGUCCCGGUCCCGACUCCUUCACAGCAGGUGACGGUUCCACUGGCGGAGGCUUCGGGCCAAACCUGGACGCAGAGAAGCCUUUAGAUGGCCACAGCGUGAUUGGAGGAUUCUUCAACAGCAACCAGCUGAAGACGCUGCAGGACGAGCUCAGCGACAUCAUCUUCACCUUCGGCUCCAUCAACGACACGCUGAAGGGCCUGGAGCACAGCGUGCAGAAACACGGCAGCGUCAUCACCGACCUGGGAAACACCAAGGACAAGAUCAUCUCUGAGCUGGACAAGAUUCAGCAGGAAGUGACGGAGCACGUCCAGAGGAGCCAGGAGCGGCUGGACCGGACGGACCGGGACAUCCGCCGCCUCGAGAGCAUGCUGGUGGCGGAGAUGGGCGACUGCCGGCGUUCCGGAGACGGGCUGGAGAAGAGGCUGUCCAAGCUGGAGGGAGUCUGCGCCAGGCUGGACGACGUCUCCGACUCCAUCUCCAAGGUCAAAGAAGGCCUGAAUCACCACGUGUCGGGUUUGUGGAGCCACGUUUCCAACCUGAAUCAGACCCUCAUCCAACAUGGAGGAAUCCUGGACUCUGUUCAGAAGAACCAGGAGCGGGUCCAGAGCAGGGUGAAGAGCCUGAACUCCAGCCUGGCCCAGGUCCAGAAAGAGCUGCAGACUGGGCAGACUGGCCUUCCAGGGCCUCCAGGAGAGAAAGGCCUGAUGGGGCUGCCGGGCUCCCGGGGGCCCCCCGGACCUCCUGGGCUGAAAGGAGACGCCGGAUCCCGAGGAUUUCCAGGUCCUAAAGGUGAACCAGGUCUUCCAGGUGUGGACGCUCACAGACCCAGGCUGUCGUUCUCUGCAGGCCUCACCGCCCUGAAGGAAACGCCGGGAACCGUCGUCUUUAACAAGAUCUUCGUCAACGAGGGCAACUUCUACAACCCGGUGACAGGUGUUUUCACCGCCCCGGUGGACGGACACUACUACUUCAGCGCCGUCCUGACGGGACACAAGAACGAGAAGAUCGAAGCAGUUCUGGCCAAGUCCAACUACAGCGUGGCCCGGGUGGACUCGGGGGGGUACCAGCCCGAAGACCUGGAGGCCAAGCCGGUGGCCGAGUCAAAGGUCAGCAGCGGCUCGCUGGCCGUGUUCAGCCUGGUGCUGCCGCUGCAGCGCGGCGACACGGUGUGCGUGGACCUGGUGAGGGGGAGGCUGCCCCACUCCGUGGAGCCGCUCACCGUCUUCAACGGCAUGCUGCUGUAUGAAAACUUAUGAGCCUGGUGAGUCAGAGACCAGCCAGAGCCGCCCGAUCCGACCUGCGCAGCCCGCUGAGGAGGCCGAAAUAUUUCCCAUGAUCCUCCCUGCUCGACUGAGCAGGAGGGACUUUAAAUCUGCCUGUGUUCUGUCCAAUCAGCAGAGACCUUACCUGGUCACAUGACCCAAACUCCUCUGGAACCAGAACAUUAUAGUAAUGUUCUGCAUUAAUAUCCAGAUGUUUGUCCAGAAGGUGGCGUUGCAGAGCCGGACCUGGACUGAGGAUCUGAUUUAUGUCUGAUAAAAUGUUUGGAUGUUUUAUGGAAUAUUGUUGAUGCACUGCUGCGUUCAAUCAGUUCACCUCCUCUGACCUCUAACCCACGCCGUUACCAUGACAACGAUUAAGGCCACACCCCUACAAUGCCACACAGCAACACCCAACUUAUUAACGCUGAUAAAAGCAAACCUUAGUGGUGGGCACCGCUAGCUAAAAGGUUAGCAGCGCUAACUCUAAAGCACUAACCAUAAACAUUAGUUUCGCUAACGCUAACACGCUACACCAAUAUGAUAAUUUGUUGGAAGCUAAUGCUAAGCACUAAUUUCAACCCUGACCACACCCAUCAUGUGUCAAUGACACUUCCUUCUUGCUCAAUAAAGUUUCUUUAAAAUAAAAAGAAAAUGUGAGGAGAGGAAACUGAGCUGCAGCCUUCAAAAUAAGAGCACGAGUAUAAGUGUCUAACUACCAGAAAAAUUCAGAAGAGCCAACAACCAAAACUUCAACUCAAAUGUAAAACUUUAUUCAGGUAAACCAGGCCUGUAGAAUUUAUAUGAAAAAAAUUAUUUGGAGGAAGUAAGCACUUUCAAAGUUAGCAAAAAAGCUAAAGCACUAUACAACAAAUUAGUGCAUUAGCAGGUUAGCAUAAGUGUGCCCACUGUUGAUGAUCAUAAAUAUAAGAAAAAACAAAACUAUUUCAGGUCUAUGGUUGCUGCUCACUGGCCUUCAUUAAACCAGAGGUUUGGGUCCGUGUGUUUCGUUAAAAAUGGCCGCUAGGUUCUGCUGUGUGAGGACGGGAUAUCUGAUACAAAAUCACAGUCUUGUUUUGCUUUUAUGACACAUUAAGGAAUUCACUGAAUAAAAUAACAAUACUCUGUGAGCGCCCCCAAGAGGUCAGGUGAAUAUUAGCCAAAUUAAU
Molecule: messenger RNA, 4879 nt
Organism: Xiphophorus hellerii (green swordtail)
Lineage: Eukaryota; Metazoa; Chordata; Actinopteri; Cyprinodontiformes; Poeciliidae
Gene: emilin1b
Product: elastin microfibril interfacer 1b
Exons: 14
Coding region: 339-3707 (1122 amino acids)
Molecular function (GO): protein binding
Source: RefSeq, a predicted model, not a curated record